AUGACUUCGAGUAAGUCCUUUCGAGCCACUCUUCUGCCUUCUUCAUUUUCUCGUUCCUCGACCCGAUCCCAUGCGCAAAAUGGCUCCUCCGAUUCGAAAGCAACUUCCGACUCCGACAGCUCUCGCCGCAAGACGCCACCCGAACCUCUAGCUCCAGCUGUGAAGCCCGCUGACGGGCCACAGAAGAGCUUGGAGCCUGUGGUCGAGAGGAGAGACGACGCCGAACGCCCUCCAUCUAGAAAGAACCAGAAAUCGAAGCCAUGGAGCACUCGGAUCUCAUCCUUGAUCCCGUCGCUUACACUGCAGACAGACCACCGUCCGAUGUCUAUCCAGCGGAAGCCUGUUGGUCAUUUGGUGCCUCCGAAUGAGCCACCACCACCGCCGCCGCCGCCUUCUUCUACAUCUUUCGAUGCUCCUCUUUUCGAAGAUCCUCGUCUCCCUGAACCUCUCAAUCCUCCUUAUAUGGCUGCUCCCCUCGAUGCUCCUCCGCCUCCACCAUCCGGGCCACCACCUGGACCACCACCGCCUCCUCCUCAGCAGCCAUUAUACUCGGUAGCCGAAUCAACAAGCCCCUCCAGCGUGGCCGGCGAUAGUUCGACCGUUUUUGAAUCGGCACAAUCCGAUACAUCAUCCUUACCAUACCCACAACACAGCCCUCCGCAACCUCCACAGUCAAAGGUGUAUCCCGCUCCGGAUCCAGACACACCGGCUGUGUCAUCUCAGAUAUCGCUGCUGGUUAUGCAGCAGUCGGAUAUCAUCAGCCCUGUAGACAGUCCGCUCCCGCCUCCGCAUAUUAAUGAUCCAAUUCCGCCCUCUCCUUCUGUGUAUUCUGCACCAGACACCCCACAGGUCGACAAUGAUGUGCCAGUACCACCGCUCCCUGCGCUGGGCGGUUUCGACUUUGAGACUCAGCUUCAGGCUAACCCGGUGAUUAUGAAUCCUAUCAUGAAUCCUAUCCCACCCUCACCCGAACCGGUGAGGACAACCUUUACCAUUGCGGAAGCACUCGAAGAAAAUGUUGCUGCAAACCCUGACCUAGCCGACAACAACCAGGCCUCUGUUGGACUUGGCGUGGCAUCAGGUGAAAGCGCUGAGAGCAGCAUAGCUAGACAGCGAAGCAUGUCAUAUUCCGAGCGAAAGGACUCUCUUCCACCCUUGCAGGUGCUGAAAACUCGAUCAACGGCUCCUUUGCCGGAGCCUAGGGGACGAAGUGUCUCUGCACGUGUCAACUCGACGAUUAUGGAGGGCUCAAGGAUGUCCAUGUCCACGUCGACCACUAAUCUACGACCUAUUUCCAGCAUUAAUCAGAGCCCAACCAGGCGAAAGUUACGCCGAAGUUGGAUGCCAGGUCGAUCCCGCUCCAGUUCGAUAGAUGCUAAUCAUGCCAACAAAAUGGCUGCAUGGGUCAUGUCAGAUGGGAGCAAAGCGGAAUACAACACGGCUUUCCUUACAAAUGGAGAAAAGGUUCCUGAACUCUGGAAUGAGAAUGGCGCAGUGCUUGUCUACUUGUACCCCAAGUCUAGUGGACGCGGGCCAUCCUUCAAAGUACCGGAGUUUUGCGUCAGCUCCUCUUUCAUCUUCAACGAACUCAUUCGAGCAGAUCUGGAGUCCUCGGGCACAAGAACCAGGGCCAGCAGCUUUACAGGCCGAACCAGCCUCAGUACCGAUGACGCUUCACGGGUAUCAUCUCCGACAUCGUUCCCAGUCGAUCCAUCUGGGGAUUUCCUCCACCUAUAUCUUCCUCCUGCACCAUCAAAUGCCUCAUCGAGCCAGCUCGCGGUACCUACCGCCGACAAUUCGGGGUCGGAGCUUGAUCGUCUGGUUGCGAUUCGAAAUGUGUUUGCUUUCCUUACGGGCCAGCCUCUUGUGGGAACUGCGGCACGACCAACCAACUUCCACGCCUUCCUCCAAAUCUCAGAUCUCCUACAAGAAUUUUGCUUCUCGAGCCCUGAUGGAUAUACUUUUGGUAGCGCGGUUGAUCUAAGCUUCGGCUUCUACUCUGAGUCUCUUGGCUUUGGAGAUUGCCGCGCAAGCCGAGAACAAACGCUGGAAGCUCUGAUUCUGGGCGAGCGCAUGCGGUGCCUGGAGCUUUACAACGAGGCAUUUGUACAUGCUGUGGGAAAAUACUCUUCCAUUAUGGAUCUGCGCCUGCCCUUGUUUCAGGAAAUAUCCCCAAUCACACGGCAGCGACUGGAAAAGGCUCAUUUUGACCUUGAAAAUCGCUAUCAGAACGUAAAAGACCAGCUCGAACAGUUCGAAUUCCCGUCACUGUUUGCUGGUCUCGCAAAUUCGUCUUCUAUCCCUGAGCUGAGGCAAGUUCGAUUCAAGAUUUGGCGAAACUCAUUCAACAAGAUGAGGCAGUUUGUCUUGAGCUACUACAAAUCUGCAUUCGGUAGCUGGCCCCCUAAAGCUAGCAGCAAGAAGAAUCCUUUCGUGGAGAGCGGCUUGAAUCGCAUCGUGCUGAAGACCUUGUAUUCAGACCACUGUGCCCUCUACGACUUGCUCGUAGAUCGAAACAGCCUUACCACAAGAGUUAUCGAUGAGGUACCCACAGUUUCCAAAGAGGCUGAUGAGAUGAUUACAUCGGCUCUCCGCGUUAUCGAGUCUGAAUUUGACCGUUCUAGACCUCCCGUUCUGCCCCCUGUUCCUUUUGACCUCCCUCUAAUCCCGUCAAUGACGGCCAUUCUCGAAACGUACAACAAUCUUUCUCCCAGAGAACAGGCUAGAUUUGACAAGAAGGUCAAGGAGCCCGAAAUGUUGCUGGUGUUGAAUGGCGCUUAUAACUAUGACACUGCUGGCAUUCAACUUCCAUUCUUGGAUUACUUUAAAGAGUUUGAGGCUCGAGAAGCCAAGGGAAAGACGGCUCAAGAUCUCAUCGAUCAAAGGAUUGGUUACUUCCUCUUCCUCUACGUUAUUCUUCAGUCACUGCCCAUGUUGGUUGUGGAUGCUCCCGACCUCAAAUUUGCUGAAGGUGUUGAGUAUUUCUUGUGCCAACCUCCUAUGGGUAACCCGCCGUGGGUUGAUGACAAGGGAGUCCGAAGAAUGUGGUACGAAGUUGCGGGCGGUGGCUAUGUCGAGCUUUCCGCAGAUGCCGUCAUGUUCAGUGUGGAGGCCAUCUAUCAUCGAAGCCACUGUUGGCUGGCCGCCAAGAUUUGGGAGGAAAUGGGCAACUCGGCAACUCCGCCCCUUGAGGAGCCAGCUUUAGCACCUCUUGAGCCUCCUCGGCCCAUGUUCCAGGAUGCCGACCCCGGCUUCAACAACGGCUCAAGUGGUCUCUCCGGUCAAAGCACCCCAUCGUCCAUCCCGGGAUCACCCCAACUGCGGCCUCGACCGCGUAACCAGUCCCCAGCUAGUCGUCGUAUCAGUACCGCGGGUUUCAACAUUGCGGGGAACCGCUCAAGUAUUAUGUUGGGCUUGGAGCCUGUUCCCCUCGAGCCGCCGCCAAAUCUUUUUGGCGUCCACCAGCGCAGCAGCUCGCUGGGCCCACGACCGCCAAGCAGCCAUCUUUCCAACCGGUCUUCGUCCGUCGGAAAUCUUGUCGGUUUGAAUCCUCGGAUGUCAAGACCGAGCUCCCCGGCCAAACCUGCUGCAGCGACGUCCGGAACCACUUUUGAUGAUAUCUUGGGAGAAGCAAAUAAGAAAAAGGCAGCUCCCAAGAAGAAGGGUAGAUUCUUCUAA
Trichoderma gamsii is the source of this 3678-nucleotide messenger RNA. RefSeq lists its product as hypothetical. The record is from RefSeq and is a predicted model, not a curated record. NCBI's taxonomy places the organism in Eukaryota, Fungi, Ascomycota, Sordariomycetes, Hypocreales, Hypocreaceae. Bases 1 to 3678 code for a protein of 1225 amino acids. The transcript is spliced from 2 exons.